Messenger RNA from Phyllotreta striolata, 1840 nucleotides. The record is from the annotation of a GenBank genome assembly. NCBI's taxonomy places the organism in Eukaryota, Metazoa, Arthropoda, Insecta, Coleoptera, Chrysomelidae.
UCGCUGUGAAAAGUCGCCGAUAAAUUCCGUUCGUUCGAUGUGAAAUUUCGCGGAAAAUUCGUGAUUGAAGUAAUCACACUCUAAUUUCGGAUUAACACGCCGCCCUUCGAGUGCGGAAAUUCGAAUUAUGGUAUCGGAAAAACAUGCGGAAAACGGGGAAAAAGAGGACCGGAGAAUACACAGAAGAAGUACCUCGUCGCUAUGGUCGUGCGACUUCGAAACGGCCAUCGACGUGGCGGGUUUCGGAAAAUUCAACUUCUUCCUGUUGGUGGUGACCAUCCUCACGGGUCUCAUAGCCGUCUUCGAAGUGAGAACGAUGCCCUACGUGGCACCGGCAGCUCAAUGCGACCUGGAGCUCGAUGUCAAGCAGAAGGCCAUGUUAUCUUCAGCUCCUCUGCUGGGUAUGGUGAUGACUUCAUUUAUCUGGGGCUUGAUCGGGGAUUUGAUCGGAAGGAGAAAGUUGAUCAUUAUUAUUUGUUUGCUGGACUUUAUUUGUUGGAUCGUGUCCGCCUUCGCGCAAACUUUCGCGGUUUUGAUUGUGUUUAGGUUGUUCGGAGGGAUGGCAGCGAGUGGAAUUUUGCCCAGUUUGGCCACGUACGUUGCGGAAACGCAUGGGGUAAAACACAGGGCUGUUAUGCUGUUGUUAUUAGGAAAUAUAUUCGGCGUAGGUGAUUUGUUGUUACCUACGAUGGCUUUGGGUAUAUUGACCAACGAUCAAAUCUAUAAAGUAUCAUCAUUGGUGAUGCAUCCGUGGAAUAGUUUCUUAUUAAUUUGCUCUUUUCUACCAUUUCUGGGCGGAAUAGGUUUCUAUUUGUUGCCCGAAAGUCCCAAAUUUCUAAUGAGCAAAAGAGAAAAUGAUAAAGCCAUCGAUGCCUUUCAAUCGAUUUACAGUUUGAAUUCAAACAGAAACACCAAGUCGGAUUAUCCAGUAAAAUCUUUAAAAAAAUACAACAUAGACGGCGCCGGUAAUUUAGACGUCCCGCCGGAAAAUUCGGGCGGUUCUUGCACAGCCCAGAUGAGCCUGUGCUUAGAAGCGGAAUAUCUGAAAAAAAUUCUACUAGUAGUACCAGCGCAAUUUCUGAUUCUACUCGGGUUGAACUCAUUCGGGCUCUGGUUGCCUCAAAUCUUCGAGAAAAUGAGCGAACCAUCGCGAGAUUACGAGAAUUGCUCCAGCAGCGCGUUUUGCCUCACGAUGAGCCACUUGCAAAAUACCACGAGAAAAUUUACCGGUGACUGUCAACAAACGCAGAAGCUCAUGACGUACAUCGAUUGCAUGCUAGCAGCCGUGCUAACGCUGAUCCUCUUCGGAAUAUCUGUACUAGUAGUAAACGGUAUCGGCAAGAGGAAAUUAAUACUUACGUUGGGCGUAGCUUGGUCGAUUUCGGUUUGCUGUUUGUGGUUUUCGAAGAACCCAAUCGCCACUAUGGUGGCUCUAGCCUUCAUUUGCGCCUUCGGAAACGUCGCUUUUAACGGUUUAGUGGCUAUAGUUACGGAUAUUUUCCCGACGCAUUUGAGGGCGAUGGCUGUGUCCAUAACGAUGAUGUUUGGGCGAUUGGGCGGUGGACUCAGCUCCUUUAUUUUCCCGUUAUUUUUAACCUACGGGUGCUUUAUUACGUUGGUCGUAUUAGCAAGCUUAAAUUUUGUUUGGAUGUUUCUGGUUCAUUUACUGCCUCGUGAUAACACGGAACAAUCAGCGAAGGCGGUAGACUGAAAAAAAUAUAUCGUAUUAAUUCGACAGGUUGUAAGUAUAUGCAUUGUAAUUACCGCGACUCGUAUACGUAAAUAAAUUACUUUGUAAUCUCAUUACUAGCAAGCAAAUAAAAAUAAUCAGUAGCUGAAG